AUGACUUCGUCAUUCAUGAGCGUCCAAGAAACGAGUCGUUUCCUAGAAAAAACGACAACCGGCCUGACGCCUUUGAUGCUUGCAGCCAAGGAAAGUGACCUGAAGCACUGCCUUGAAUUGGUUGAAAAAUCAGGCGAAAGGGCUGAUGCAACUACAGAAUUCGGAGUAACCCUGCUUCACAUUGCUGCGACGAACAAAUAUGGUGGAAUGGAUAUCAUCCGUCAUUUUAUUAUAAAUGAAGGCCUGGAUUUGAAGAAAAAAGAUGCUGAUGGCGAAGAACCGAUCCACUAUGCGGUUCGGCUGGCCGACUUUGAGCGAGCAAAGGAACUGCUGAUUCUCAGAAACAACAUACCGAAUAUAAUCCACUACUUCGUCACAAAAAACAACUUGAAGUUCAGCAAGAUUGUCCAUCAACACGACGGCGAGCUGGUUAAGAAAUUCGACUCCAAGGGUAGAUUGGCCCUCCACAUCGCAGCCGAACUUGCGGGUCCGGAAAUGGUCAAGUGGCUUGUUUGCGAGGCUGGAGUCGACGUCAGGGCUUUGAGCAAAGAUAAGUCGACAGCUAUGCACUUCGCCGCGCGAAAUAGCCGAAACAGCUACGCCAGAAAAAUGGUGGCGUUUUUCUUGAGUAAAAAGUUGAAUAAGUACGCAAAAAAUGAGUCUGGAGAAAUGCCAAUGCACGCAGCACUUUCCGUGGAAAAUGUCUAUGUCGCUCUUGACUUGUUGGAGGCAGGCGUGAAGCUUCAGAAAUGUGAUAGGAACAUUUUGAUGUACUGCGUGAAGAUCAACAAAAUCAAAAGUGCCAAAUUUAUUUUCAACAGAAAUUUGCGCUUUUUAAAAGGGGUCGAUUCAGCAGGUUGCAAUUUGCUCCACGUCGCAGCAGAGUUUUCGAACAAGGAAAUGUGUGAGUGGAUCGUCAGCAAAGAAGAAAUCAAUCCCAAGAAAUUGUGCGCCUCAGAGUUGAAAUCCACCGUCUUCCACCACGUGGCAAAAAACAAGGCGCACGGGGUGGAGCUCGUCCGUUACUUCGUCGGCUUGAAAGUUGAUCUGAAUAAAAGGGACAAAUCAGGAGAAACUCCCCUCCACUAUGCGCUUCGGAACGAAAACCUGGAGGUCGCCGACGAGAUGAUUAGCAACGGUGCUGAUUUGGAUGUUAAGUUGGAUGAAUUGAACUUGUUAUGGUUCUGUAUUUCAAAAAACAUUUUGAAGAGUGCCAAAUUCGUGCAUUCAAAGAACCCAAGUCAGAUGCAGGUGCAGGGAAAAGAAGGUGAAAACGCUCUUCACCUCGCGGCAGCCAACGCCGAUCUGAAUUUGUGCCAGUGGCUUUGCAAUGUCCACCAUUACGCGCGGUCCUUGAGCGAGGUGAUGCACAAUUCCGUUCUACAUUUCGUCGCCUGCAACGAGAAGUACGGACAAAGCCUCGUCAGCUUUUUUGUUUCCAAGAGUGUGGACAUUUAUGAUCGCAACAAGAAUAUGGAGACGCCUCUGCACACUGCUCUGUGCGAAGAAAACAUCAAAGUCGCCAAGGAGCUGCUUAAAUUUGGCGCCAAAUUAAAAGUCAAAAUCAAUAAUGACAACCUUCUGCACUUUUGCAUCCGCAGAAAUAAACUCGCCAGCGCCAAAUUCGUGGUAGGAGUCAAGCCAGAACUUGUAAAGGAAAAAUGCACUGGAGGAAAAACCGCGCUUCAACUGGCCAAGGAACACGCCGAUCUCGAAUUUUGCACGUUUCUCACUGAAAUGUAG
Cloeon dipterum is the source of this 1743-nucleotide messenger RNA. Its product is annotated as alpha-latrotoxin-Lg1a-like. Gene Ontology annotation, biological process: protein localization to ciliary inversin compartment. Gene Ontology annotation, cellular component: ciliary inversin compartment. Lineage: Eukaryota; Metazoa; Arthropoda; Insecta; Ephemeroptera; Baetidae. The transcript has a single exon. The coding region runs from base 1 to 1743 and encodes 580 amino acids. The record is from RefSeq and is a predicted model, not a curated record. Gene Ontology annotation, molecular function: protein binding.